CCCUGCUGCGCCGCGGAGACUUUUGCUGGGCGAGCGACUUUAGCAGCGAUGGAGAACGGAGCGGUGUACAGUCCCACCACCGAGGCGGCCCCGGGCGCUGGCCGGGGUGCGCGCAGCGGCCUGGCCGCCUACUUCUUCCUGGGCCGGCUCCCGUGGUCUCGGCGCAUUCUCAAAGGCUUGCAGCUGCUGCUGUCUUUGCUGGCCUUUAUCUGUGAAGAGGUCGUGUCCGAGUGCACGUUGUGUGGAGGCUUGUACUUCUUUGAGUUUGUGAGCUGCAGCGCCUUUCUCCUGAGCCUCGUCCUGCUGAUCGUGUACUGCACACCAGUGCAUGACAGAGUGGAUGCUGGGAAAGUCAAGUCGUCGGAUUUCUAUAUCACCCUGGGAACAGGGUGUGUGUUUCUCUUGGCAUCUAUCAUUUUUGUUUCUACCCAUGCUGGGACCUCAGCUGAAAUUGCUGCAAUCGUGUUUGGGUUUAUGGCGAGUCUGGUGUUCCUAAUUGACUUUGUCGUCAUGCUGCAUGAGAGACGGCAGGAGAGCCAGCUGAGAAAACCUGAGAACAACGCCAGGGCUGAAGCCCUCACUGAGCCGCUGAAUGCUUAAAGCUGGAGCAGGUGCUGCGGACCAGAAGAGAGCGUCUUCCAUGUGACUAGUGUUAUGUGUGCUCCUCCUUUGGAGAGAAGGGAAGGACAGGAGGGCAGCUUCUCAGUGCUGGACUGAGUGGCAGCCCCUCCAGUUAGCUCAGAGGGUUUUUAAUAACGGUUGGAACUCGUUUCAAAUGGAGGAGGUUUGUUAUUUGUUUAUUUUUAAAGACAGGACUGUUGUCUUUGAAUUGCAUGUCUGUCAUUUGCUACAGGUCAGCCCUCACCAGGCCUGGCUUCCAGACCGUGUGUUCUCCGUCCUUUCAGGAACUCUUGCAUUUUAAAAUCAUUCGCUUUGCUCUUAGUUUUUGGUAGUUAAGUUCUGUUCUGAUGUUGGAGAUUUAAUUUGUAUUUAAGUUGUUGGUAUGGGCGUCUUUCCUUAAUAUAUGAUCCUUGUAUUUACUGUAUCUUGUUCAACUGUACGUUAUGUGCUAACCUUUCAAGGCAGUUAUUCUGAAUUCUUUCUGAUCCAUGCAUUGCCUAACAGAAAACGCGCGGGCUGCUGGUGUUUUAUGUGUACAAAAGCAACAGUGUCAAAGCCUUGUGCUUUUUAGAUUGCACUCUGGUUGUUGAAAUUAAGUUUAAAAGAAAAAAAAAGAUUGUUAUGGAAUGCAGAAAAACUGAAGAAAUUGAUACUACAUCUAGAGACCAAAGAUAGAGUAAACUCUUUGUCCUGUACAGUGGAUGUAACUAUACAGACAGGCUGGACCACUGGGGAGAGAUGUGAAGGGUCAUGCUGUGCACACACGGAAACAGUUGACGGUGUCUGUGCUGUGUGCACACGGAAACAGCUGAUGGUGUUCAUUCUGUGAGCUGGACACUGGGUCCCCUCCUGGCAGAUGGUCAUUUCUUCUCUAGUGAGCACCACUCUGCAGGCUUCUCUUAGAGUCCUGGGCUGGGUUUGUUCACUAACCCGAGAUGCCUUUUCUGACUUUCUAGAUGGUCCCUGUGCUGCGUCACCAUCUGCCAAGGGAGCCGUCACUCUUGCUCUUUUCCUUCUCACUCAGAUUCACUGUCAACUCUCUCCAGGCCGUCCAGACUCUUGUGCCCUUCUUAUCACCAAAAGUCCGAGGUAGGAACCCCUGCUGGUGAAUAUUGUUGGUGAUGCUGGAAGCCACAGGCUGCUCCUGACACUUUGGAAGGGUUGCUUGUUGCUGUAGGGGUACCUUAGAGCCACUGGGGCACCUUUGUGCCCAAAGGGGACCUUUCUUAUCUUCCUUCUGGGGUUUGACUGAGACUCAAGUAUGUCAAGGCCUUCUGUGCCCUGGUGGAGGUUUCCCAGGCUGGGGUUUCUUCCUGAAGACAUGUGAUCAUGUUCCCAGGGAUUUACUGUAAAGUUCCCCUCCUUUUUGGUUUCCUGUCUGCCACUGUGUGUGUUCGAUGAUUUUGGUCACAAGCGUACAGCAGUUGUAGUUCUCAGACGGGGAUGAAUCUGGGCACACAGCUUCUGCUUUCUUACUCACUGCCUGAUCUGCUGGCAUCAUACUUUCUUGAUCAUGAAACCAAUCAUGGAUGUUGGCCUGCCAUCUAAGAGAAGGGGGAGUAGGUUCUUGAAACCAAGAAUAAAAUAAUUCUAAAGGAACCAGUUUAUAGCAGACAGUUUUAGAAUUUCACAUCAGGCUAUGCUGUAGUCACUGGAAAUACUGUCCAGACCUAUGGAGAACUAACAGCAAAUGAAGGCAAUGUUAGUAUUACAAACUGUUAGUCAGCUGUCUGCUACUGUAACAAAAUACCUGAGACAUUCAACUUAGAAGAAGCGUUAGGGCUGGAGAGAUGGCUCCGAGGUUACAAGUGCUUACUUCUCUGCAGAGGACCUGAGUUCUCUCCAGCACGCACAUGGGAUGACUCAUGAGUGCCUUAUACUGCCAGGGAUCCAGUGUCUUUGGUCUCUGGCAUCCAGACAUACAUGGCAUCCAUUCACACAUAUAUACAUAAAUUAAAGUAAAUAUUAAAAGUUGAAAAGAAAAAGAAAAAGGAGAGUUAUCUUGGUUUGUGGUUUUGUAGGCUUCAGCACAUGGUCAGUCUGUUGUCUUAGACGGCGGCGCAUCAUGGCGGGGGUCUGUGGUAGAGCAUCCAGGAAGCAAGGAAAGAGUGAGCGUUUCUUGAGAUCCCGUUCCCUUUGGAGGGUACGCCCCCACUGACCCAGGACCUCACGCUAGGCCCUGCCUCUAAAGGUUUCUGACACCUCUCGACAGUGCCAUCCCAGAGAACUGGCCUCUGAUACCCAGGGCCUGGGGACAACUCACCUCAUCAGUGCCCCUCUCUGCCCAUGUUUGGCUUCUUCAGGAGGAACAGACACUCUCUCUGGCCUGUCUUCAGGAGGGACAGACACUCUCUCUGGCCUGUGUCCACACAUGCAGCAACUUAGCAUCCAGUUGUUUACCGUAGGUUUGCUCUGAGAUGCCGCGGCUGAGGGCUUCCUCGGCUACUCCUUUCUUUCCUUUUAAGAUAAUUUGGUCACUUGUAUCUGUUGUCACUCUUGGAACUUUCUCUUUUGGAGGACCUGUGACUGCUUGGCUUCUGCCUUCCCUGGGGGGAGAUGGGGUUAAAGACUGUGGCACGAAUAAGCUCAAGAGCUGGGACCAGAGGUCGCCAAGCAGAAAAGACGUCUUCAUUAACAGCUGUGGCAAAUUUGAUUUGCUGUAUUUUAUACAAAUUGUUUGGAAUGGUUUUUAAGACUUAGAAGGGAAAUAUACUACAGCACAAGACUUUUAUAAUUACUAUACUUAAAUUAUGCUUUAUGUGGGGACCGGGAAAUGUAUUUUUACAUUGCUUAUAUCCAAUCACUUUUGUAUUUGUUGAUUUAAGCCCAUGGGUCUUUUUUUUUUAUCCCUAUUAAUACCAACUUUUAUAAUCUUUUAAAAUAAAUCCUCUUAAUUUCAGUGUUGAUGUCUUCACAGUUGUUCAGUGCAGAGACUUGUUUAUAAGCCCUUAUUUGAGGGGCAGCCGUCCUCCGUGGGUGUGUGGUUGGUGGAGUCUGGAGGAACAGACCUGCUCCCUAUCUGUGGAGGGCAUAUUUAAACAGCAUGUUUGUCAGCCGGUCAGCACAGGGGGCCUUUAGCGCCAGCACUUGGGGCUGAGGCAGGAGGAUCACCGGCUUCAGGCUAACCUGGCCUACAGGGCAAUGAAAAUGUUCUUAGGACCAGCUGUGGUGGAAGAGAUCUCUGUAAGUUCAAGGCCAAUGUGAGUUACAGAGUGAAUUCCAGGUCAGCCACAUAAACAAAUGAAAACAAAAAUAUUUUUUAGGGCAUCACAUGGGAUGACUGAAUGGCUUUAAAUCCCUUUGCCUCCUGUUUCUUCUUUCUAUU
Microtus ochrogaster (prairie vole) is the source of this 3946-nucleotide messenger RNA. RefSeq names its product CKLF like MARVEL transmembrane domain containing 6 (gene Cmtm6). NCBI's taxonomy places the organism in Eukaryota, Metazoa, Chordata, Mammalia, Rodentia, Cricetidae. Gene Ontology annotation, cellular component: membrane. The record is from RefSeq and is a predicted model, not a curated record.